GGACAAUUACUAUAACUGUGACUAGUGCAUUCUACUACAGCGUGCAGUAUUUACUAACCGAGAGAAAUUCAGUGACAAACAAAAUGACGAAUAUAUUCUGUUUUUUUGUACUCGCAGCUUACUUGCAGUUUGUAUUUUGUUUGCCAACUACGCAAACUCAAAGUGGUCUCAAGGACAGCAGCAGCACGGAGCAGAAUGGACUGAUACCGGCGAAGAGCACUCUUAAGCCCACGGCUUUGACUUUGGAAGAGCAAAACGCAAUAACGCGCGAACGCAAACGACUUUCGGCUAUGAUAGCCGAAGGCGAAAAGAAACACCAUCAAUUUCUAUUAAAAGGUAGCAAUAAAAUAACCAAAGAAAUACUUGCCGAUCCUGCAAUCAAUAAUAUAAACAGCGUAGAUCGUAAGAAGGAAAAAGCAGUGCUCGAACAAUUUGUGCGGGAUUCCGAUGAUAUCAUUGACGAUACGGAUAGGAAAUGCGUUAUACGUGUGCUUAAAGACUUUUACACGUUUACGAACGAACACUUUUUCAGCAAAAAUAACCUUACGAAUGUAGAUGAUAUUUGGUUCAAAGUUUUGAAGGCACAUGGUAUGGAUCAGUUCGACGCUGACGAAGCCGAAUUAUUGAACCAAAUCGGUUACCAGUACGCUGAUGAGUUCGAUAAGUAUUUGAAGUCGCUUUCGCCAGCAGGUCUCGAGAAAGAAAAGGAUUUAGUGUAUGUCCAGGAGACUUAUUUGGAGAAUAAAGAUAUUAUGGAUAAGGCGAGUUACGGAUUUCGAUACGUGAAUUUUUUUAACAAACAAAAAACAGAUGUGUAAAUUAAAUUUUAUUUUAUUAUGAAUGACGUAGUAAAAAUGAAUUUGUAAUAAAAACAAUUUUUUUUACGCAACUCAGUUUUCGCCACCAGUGUAAUUUUACAAUGUAUAUAUGUUAUUACGUCCAAUAGCGUUAUAUUUUUUGGUUUCUUAUCACUGUUAAAAAUAUGAACUGAAGACACGUACUCUUAUAUAUAUAUAUUACACACUACAUAUAGCUUACAACAUAAAUAAAUAUGUGCAUGUAUAUACACUAACAACUAAGUUUGUUUACAGCCGUUAAUUAGAUAAUAAGCCGCUAAUACUUUUAACUGUAAA
Molecule: messenger RNA, 1133 nt
Organism: Bactrocera latifrons
Lineage: Eukaryota; Metazoa; Arthropoda; Insecta; Diptera; Tephritidae
Exons: 2
Coding region: 84-818 (244 amino acids)
Source: RefSeq, a predicted model, not a curated record